GAUCACCAUCAUCAUCAGAAGCCUGCAUAUCAAAAGUGUCUAAUGGUGUUCUCUCGAUUUAGUUCUCUGGCACGUAGCUUGCUGAGUUAACAGUUGUAACAGGAACGAGUGGUACUACCAUUAGACAUCACAGCUUACGUGAGCCCUACUGCAAAACGCGAGCGAAGUUGCGAUGAGCAAUACUAGCAAUGCCACGUUAGCUUCGAUCGCCGAGCCGCACUACCAGCACCAAGACAGCCCGUCAGAAUCCGAACACAGAGGGAAUGCCGAUGUUCGGCUUUACCUUGAGUCCAAACUUCCACAGAGCGGUGAUUCUGUGCCGCUGACGGCAGCUGUCCAACUGCUACGAAAUGAACUGAAAUGGCCACAUCUGAGUUCAACGCAGGUACUGAAUGCUUGCUUGGAGACAGCUGGCCGGUUGAACUUCCAAGUCAAGGAGGGUCAAGUUGUCAUUUGCCGUGGCAGAACACCUUCACUGCCGUCAUCCGCGGAUGGCGAGCCAUCUACGCCGGGACCCGUGUGCGCCGAUGUCAACGUGAUACAACCACUGCCCUACACCUUGGAGAACGAGUUCUUCCCAGUUCAUGUCCGCCAUAUAAUUAGCCCCGAAGCCAUCGUCAUAAACUUGGCUGGGAGCUUGAGCGAUCAGUUGGCAGAGAUGCACAAAGCAAUGACAUUGUUCUACUCUCAUCCUGGCAAGGGGGCAACUGGCGGGCAGGAGCUAGCCGCGCAGGAUCUGGUUGCUGGCACCUUGUGCGCUUACCCGCACGUCGACACGUCUGGUUCCGGAGCGGAAAGGUGGUGCCGUGGAGUUAUAACGGAUUUGCAUCAGGACGGCAUGAUCAGAGUCACGGAUGUCGACAGCGGCGUAAAAACCCUGAAACCAAGCACCAGCUUGCGCCAGCUCGCCUCGCAUUUCUGUAAGCUACCACGGCAAGCUAUAACAGUACGGCUAUACCGGCUACGUCCUGCCUACGGAGGGGUAUGGGGACUUGAAGCGUGUACUAGGUUGGCGGAGUUGGUCUGGGACGAGGCAGUCAUGUGCCGACUCGUCACCUAUGUAGACGACAUGCCUGCUGUUAUCAUGUGCAAAACAAGUGGUCCAGAUGACAUCUAUGCGAGUAACGUACUCAUUGAGGAAUGCCUGGCACUUCCACUGGGGUCGUCUGACGAUGAAGACUAAUAUCUUCAGUUGGUAGAAUGUGGACUUCAUUGAUCAGAGUUCUGCUACCAAUGUAUGGGUGUGGUCUGCAUCACCCUUUUUUUUCCCUGCAGUGUAUGCACAGUGUACAUGCACAUUAUUUUGUUAUGAGCUCUAUGCUGCAAAGCCUGCAUGUUGUUUCUUAUGUUGUGUGGCAUUUUACCCAUUGUUGACUUCUGUAAAAGCCAUUCCUUUUCAUUGCCAUGUCUGUUAGUCAAAACCUUGCAACAGUUACAUUAAACUUUGGUCAUACUGUGUGUGUGUAUUGUCUUGGUUAUGUCUUCUGAAGUAAUUAAAAGGUGCUCUAGGAUAAUUCAGUUCCUUUUCAAGGUCCUAACUAAGCAACUAAGACUCGCAAUGUCAUCACACUUUUGUGUUCACCAGUUGUUUUCCCACUGUACAUUUACAUUAUUUUAUUAUGUGCUGUAUGCUGCAAAGCCUGCCUGUUUUUUCUUAUUGUAUGUGUUGUAUCUUAUCCAAUGUUGACUUCUAUAAAAGCAACUCCUUUUCA
Messenger RNA from Dermacentor albipictus, 1712 nucleotides. RefSeq names its product tudor domain-containing protein 5-like. Lineage: Eukaryota; Metazoa; Arthropoda; Arachnida; Ixodida; Ixodidae. The record is from RefSeq and is a predicted model, not a curated record.